This is a messenger RNA of Antechinus flavipes (yellow-footed antechinus), 1746 nucleotides long. RefSeq names its product lysine rich nucleolar protein 1 (gene KNOP1). The record is from RefSeq and is a predicted model, not a curated record. The coding region runs from base 106 to 1521 and encodes 471 amino acids. The transcript is spliced from 5 exons. NCBI's taxonomy places the organism in Eukaryota, Metazoa, Chordata, Mammalia, Dasyuromorphia, Dasyuridae.
CGGAUGAACCCGCGUCUAGGGGCUUUUUCAAAGCGGGAGGCUUUUACUUCCGGGGCACGUAAGACUUGGUACCCACGUGGAAUCUUGAGAACCGUGUUGUGAGCAAUGAUUGCCAAGGCGGACAAAUUGGAUUUUGGCAGAGAACCAAGAGAGAAGAAGAAGAAAAAGAAAAAGGCUAAGGCAGUGGAGGAGAAUACCUUGGAUGUGGAAUCCUUUAUCCAAACAAAGCCAUCCCAGAAAACCAUGGCCCCUUCAGACUUGGUUCCAGAAACACCUCCAUUGAAAAAGAAAAAGAAAAAAAAGAAGAAAACCCAAGAAGCAGAGAGCCCAGACAGAGCCCCCCAUGAGGAUAGCACGGAGGCAGAGACCAUGAGCAAAACCAGCUCUCUGAAGAAACAUCAUAGCAGGAAGGAGCUGCUUCCAAAUCCACCUGAACCCCUAUGCCAAGGGAAAAAAAGGAAGGCAAAAUCCUCCCUUUCUCACCCCUCAAAAUCAGAGACAGAUGUGGAUGCAGAAGUGGAAGUGGGGGGCUCUGUCAGAAAAUCUAAAAAGCGGAAAAAGGAUAAAAGGUCAGAUGAGGAGAGGUUUGGAGAACGGGCGCCCAGCAAGGCUCUUCAUGACCCCAUGAAGGAAGAGCAGGAAGAGGACAAAGAGCUUAAGUGUGAGUCCAUAGAACAGGGAUGGGGAGAGAAGAAGCAGGAUCUCAGCAGUCACAGGGACACUGGCACCAAGAAGAAGAAAAAGAAAAAGAAGACUUAUAGGGAGGAGAAGGAAGAUGAGGAGGAUAUUAGAACUGACCGAGUGCCUGUUGAUGAGGGCCAUAUAGAGGACCCCAGUGCCUUCAGCAGCUGCAGAAAGAAAGGCCACAAAAAGAAGCAGGCCAAAGCCAAGACAGCAGAAAGUGUCUCCCUAGCAGAUGGCCCCAAAGACAUCAAAAAGAAAGGAAAAAAAUCUAAAAUGCAGAUUGAGCCACUCUCUGCCAAGGAUCCUGCUCCAAAGAAGAAGAAGAUGACGGCAGGUAGGAAAUCAAUGCAGGACCCUCAAGCUCCGGCCCUGGCACAUGAAUCAGAUUUGGAAGUGGUAUCUGAAAAAAAGGGAAACUUGGAUGAAGUCACCAUAGAUACGGUCAGAAGAAAGGCCUUACAAGAAGAGAUUGAUAGAGAAUCUGGGAAAACUGAAGCUCCUGAAACCAAAGUGAAAGUGCCUACACAGUUUGGCCAGUGGGAUACAGCUACUUUUGAAAAUUCAGACCAAAAGAUGAAAUUUCUCAGACUUAUGGGAGGUUUUAAGAAUUCUUCCCCAUCACUCAGCAAUUCCUCAGGCACCCUGGGAAAACCAAACAUGGCUCUGAACAAGCAGGCCGCCGCUGCCUUAGAACAAAAUCUACAAGUGGAGUUUGACAGAGCAAUGAACUGGAAGCAUCAGCGAGGAGUUGGACUUGGCUAUUCAGCUUCUGCAAACAAAAACAAAUUAUUUUAUAUAGACAGAAAUGCAUCCAGAUCUGUAAAGUUUAAUGAUUAACAGGAUCAUUUUCUUCCCUCCCCCCAAAAAAAAAAUCACCAAAGUUGUUUUUACAUUUUAUAUUAUGUGAACUAAAAGGUUGAGCUACUUUUUUCAGUAUUGAGCCAGCAGAGCUUCAGUUGGUUGGGAUUUUAAAGCCCCUUGAGGGACUGGAGGGUAACUUGCAUUGUAAAAGCCAGUAUUGUAUUUCCAUCAUUAAAAACACCUUUAUGUUUAAUGUUCAAA